CUCGGCGGUUACCUUGUAUCAAAAUGUUGAACCCUGGAUUUUCCGGGGUAGUAUCCCGUUUAAGUUAUUCCUCCGAGGAGUUAAGUAACCUGGGGUAAUCAUAUGCAAGUGUUCUUCCCUCUUCGGAGAUUUUUGUGUUUGUCGGAUGGCAAUGCCGUAUAUUAACGAAGCAAAGCGGGCUUUAUUGGCCGGGUAUCAAUUGAUUGUAAGGCUAAAUGAAUUGAAUCGCAAUUAACAUUUUUCUUAAGCAAUUAGUUCCAUUCCUUAAGAAAGCAAGCAAUUCAAAUGACAGCUUGUAAUUGUUGUAACUAUUGUUGCAUAAGGUUUGUAUACGAAGCAACAAAAAAUCCCAAGGGGUGAACGAAGUAACCGCACAAACUAAAAAAUCCAAUUGUCUUUACUCUUCUCUCUUCUCAUACACUAAAUUCACGAUGUCAUACAGACUCAUUGAACUCAAUUCAGGAAAGAAAAUACCUUCAAUUGGAUUAGGGUGUUAUAAUAUCCCCAUUUCUCAAACUUCAAACAUUGUUUAUGAAGCGUGUAAAGUAGGAUAUCGUCAUUUUGAUACUGCAGUAUUAUACGGGAACGAAGAACAAGUAAUUGAAGGUAUAUCUCGCUAUUUACGUGAUCAUCCAGAUGCAAAGAGAAGUGAUUUUUUCUACACUACCAAACUUUGGAAUAGUCAAUUAGGACAUCAACCCACUAUAGAUGCUAUCAAUAUUAUGAAAUCUCAAAUUGGUGAUUUGCAAUAUAUUGAUUUGUUAUUGAUUCAUUCCCCAUUGCCCGGUAAAACUAAACGUUUGGAAAGUUAUAAAGUGAUGCAGGAGUAUGUUGAUAAAGGUUUGCUUAAAAAUAUCGGUGUCUCAAAUUAUGGUAAACAUCAUAUUGAAGAGUUGUUGAAUUGGUCUGGAUUAAAGUACCCUCCUGUAGUUAAUCAAAUUGAAAUUAGUCCCUGGGUUAUGAGAACAGAUUUAGCUCAAUGGUGCUUGAAGCAAGGUAUUCAAGUGGAAGCAUUCUCUCCAUUAACUCACGGACAAAGAUUAAGAAGUGAUGUCUUUUCGGAUAUCAGGAAAAAGUAUGAUAAAUCGUUAGCGCAAAUUUUAAUUAAAUGGUCAUUGCAAAAGGGUUAUAUUCCAUUACCAAAAACAAAGACUGUGUCUCGAUUAAGUGAAAAUCUAAAUGUUGACGACUUUGAGUUGACUUCCGAGGAAGUAUCUACUAUUGACCAGCCAGAUUCAUAUGAUCCAACGGACUGGGAAUGCACCGAUGCGCCUUAAGUCAUUGCAAGGCGUCUAUCCAAUUAAAAUUUUUAGUGAUGCAAAUUUAAUUGACAAUUUUAGUAGAUUCUGUAAUUCAUGUGAGCUAAUGUACAUUGUCAAUGUAACUAAAACUUUUAGUCCAGCUUCAAGAAUCAGAAAAUCGCAUCAUUGUUCUUACGGAAUAACUUCUGAUUAUCAAAUCUGAUACUAAAAUUAUAAAAGUAGAAUUUGCUAUCUGCAGGUUCAAUUAUGUCAUUUUGCGUUCACCCAGAAUCUCACAGCCUUCACUAGUUUUUACUAAGGCAUUCUUUUGGAUUUUGCAGCAUGACAUUCGCAUGACUUUUUUUUUGUUGUUGUUUUGGCAUCAUCCAGAUUCGGAACAAACAAAUAUCAGAAAUUUUUCCGUUCCUGAUAUUUUUUUUGUCACAGGCUUUUAUUAUGUCAACAGAGUAUUUUUAGUAGCUAAGUUAACCUCAUUUGAGCUACCAUCUCUGGGAAUCAUCGGAACAGCCGUCUGAAAAGCUUUGCUCGAGCUCAUCGGUUAUUUAUACCAAUCGAUUGUUUGAUCUGCAACAACCCGACUAGUAUUUAUGCACGCUCUUCAAAGAAGACCCUUAACAAGAUGUCAUCGUUACGACUCGCCAGUAAAUGACAAGCCACCGCCUUUAAGAAUAGUCUAAGCAUGAAAAAAAUAUGUAUAUGUAUCUCUACUAUGCAUGUAUUCAAUAAUUCCAGAUCUAAAUAGAAAUCGGAUGUUCAUUGAAAAAAAUACUCGAUUCGAAUGCAUUUUGCAGAUCCUUCCCCCAGGAAA
Messenger RNA from Spathaspora passalidarum NRRL Y-27907, 2070 nucleotides. RefSeq names its product aldo-keto reductase superfamily protein. The annotation marks the transcript as partial. NCBI's taxonomy places the organism in Eukaryota, Fungi, Ascomycota, Pichiomycetes, Serinales, Debaryomycetaceae. The transcript has a single exon. Gene Ontology annotation, molecular function: oxidoreductase activity. The record is from RefSeq and is a predicted model, not a curated record.